Messenger RNA from Pelobates cultripes (western spadefoot toad), 252 nucleotides. The record is from the annotation of a GenBank genome assembly. NCBI's taxonomy places the organism in Eukaryota, Metazoa, Chordata, Amphibia, Anura, Pelobatidae.
ACUGUAAAUAACAGCAAUCCAACCAAUCAGCUCUCAGCACAGACUAUAAAUAACAUCGAUCCAACCAAUCAGCUCUUAGCAUGGACUAUAAAUAACAGCAAUCCAACCAAUCAUCUCUCAGCACAGACUAUAAAUAACAGCAACCCAACCAAUCAUCUCUCAACACAGACUGUAAAUAACAGCAAUCCAACCAAUCAUCUCUCAGCACAGACUAUAAAUAACAGCGAUCCAACCAAUCAUCUCUUAGCAUAG